Pararge aegeria (speckled wood butterfly) is the source of this 2235-nucleotide messenger RNA. RefSeq lists its product as uncharacterized. The record is from RefSeq and is a predicted model, not a curated record. NCBI's taxonomy places the organism in Eukaryota, Metazoa, Arthropoda, Insecta, Lepidoptera, Nymphalidae. The coding region runs from base 645 to 2063 and encodes 472 amino acids. The transcript has 2 exons.
CAACACAUGUGCGUUAAAAUGAAUGAAAUAAAAGAUAUUUCCAUAAAGAACGUACGUUUUUAUAUUUGUAAUUGAUAUUUUUAAAUUACACUAUAGAUUAAAAAGUAAUGAAAAGAUUGUUUACAUAAUAAAACAAGGAAAAAAAUAAUUCUGUAUUUUUAAAAACAAAGCUUAUUAUUUCAAUUUCGAAUACUAUUGUUGAUUAAAGUUUGGUUGGAUGAUCUCUUUUGUUUUUUUGCGGCAUCGUUCGAGCAUACGUCACAAUAGUUAACUUCUUUAAGAAAGUGCAUUACAUAAAUUAAAUUCUUAAUUGGGAAGGUCACAAGUUUAUGUUUACUGUUGGGUGUAGUGGCUAGUGUAGUUAAACGCGGCGCGCGCGCAGGCCACACGUGUACUAGAAGUGAACCGCUUCUUCCAAUUCGUAGAUCGAAUAGAAGUUUAGAAGCCUCGCUUAGUUUUACAGUGUUUACAUUACAUGCCGCCUAAAUUCGUGAACUAAAAUGUCAACCAAAGCAUAAACAUUAUACGAAAAUAAACCCGAAAUGAUGUUUUUGAUAAAUAUUCCAGUAAAAGUGGACAUGUCUUUAUCGAUACAGUAAUAUCGAUCAGCUGUUUGAGUGCGGAUACCGUUGUACUGUAACGAGAUGAGGAUCUAUUUUAUAUGGAUAAUUUUUAUGAUCUUGCCUUACGUGUUGGUGACUUCGCUACCGGUGCACCACCAAGAGAGUCACCAGUCGAACGUUGAAAAUAUUCCUACCAAUGUGCACCUACAACAAACUAAUGCUCACAAUAUACCAAAGCCCGACGAAAGUUCAAAUCAUGACGAGCAAAUCAUAUCUGUAAGAAUUACUUCAUCUGUCGCAGUUGGCAGAUCGAAAGCUAAGUCAUUUCAUAAAACAUCUGAUAGUAACAGAGACCACCUGGAAUCCGAAUUUCAUAUCACAACCCCUUCAAUAGAAGAUACUCAACCUUUUACUACAACCGUUUCCGACAUCGUAUCCACUGUUACUACAACAACUUUGGAAGAUGUUGAAAGUAAAACAGAAUUACCACCGAGCCUUGCUGGUGCUAACAUGGAGUUCCUUAAACAACUGCAAGCAAAAAAGGGAAUAAGAGGUCUGAACAAUUAUGAACGACAACAUUCUUUUAAUUCAGAAGAUGACGUGACGGAUUUUAAUCAGACAAAUGAUUCAGUGGCGGAGUCAUCCAUACAGUCUGUAUUCAGAGAAGAUAAGCUUUUAGUUGAUGUACCACUAGCAAGAUCUGUACCUUUGUCUUAUGGUUCAAAAAAUUAUAUUCAGGACCCACCCCAGGCGAAUUCAAGAUUAACGACGGUCAAUUUUAAUGUAGUGCAUGAUACACCAAAAAUAAAUAAUUAUAAUGAUCAUUUAUCUACAUAUAUUAACCCCACACAAUCAGCAGCAGAAACACAAGAGUAUUAUAAUCAACCUUCUAAGAUUUACAGUCAGCCAGCGCAAAUAUAUAGUGAACCAGCUAAAAUUUACAGUGAACCAGCGAAAAUUUAUAGUGAGCCCGCUAAAGUAUACAGUGAGCCUGCAAAAAUUUAUAGCGAACCUGCAAAAAUUUAUAGUGAACCCGCUAAAUUUUAUAGCCAGCCUGCUUCUUUGCAUCUCAAUGAUGGUAUUCAAUCAGGCGAUGUUACUUGGCAACAAAAAUCUUCUACAUCAGGGUAUAGCACGUUGCCAACUACAUCACCGUCCUAUCCUGCAAAUGCGCAAAGACAUAUCGGACACGAGCCUGAAAAAAAUUACGAGGUGGAUGAAAAAGUCAGUGUGAUGACUGAUGGACAAACACAUGGUGAACAACCUGCCAAUCCAGAAAACUGUAAACAAGAAAAUUGUAAAGUGGGUUAUGUGGUGGAAGGUCGACAGUUUAGGAAAUAUAGAGUUGAAGAAAGAACCCCAGAUGGUUUCAUUGUAGGAGAAUACGGGGUAGUAAGAAAUGAAGAUGGGGCACUAAGAGGCGUCAGGUAUACAGCCGACAGCGAUGCUAGUCCUCGUCUAAUACAUGACGCGCUUAUGAAGUUCCUGCAGUUGAAAUAGGUAAUACUUACUUAUUUUGUCAAAUAAUUUAGUUAUUUGGUGAUAAAACGUUUGCUCAUUUAAUUUAUAUAUUAUGUAGUUUUUCAGUGCUUAUUAAAUGCUUGUUUAUUCCACCAAUUCUCAGAUUGAAAUAAAAGACUGAGUGUCAUCAUGUUUAACUUUGUAUAUUCAU